CAGCACCGUGAAGAAAAGCAGGGGACCCGCUGCUCUCUCUCCUCCCGCACGGCAGGACCGGGCGAGCUCGCCCCGCGGAGCGGCCGCCGCCGGGCAGGGCUGGCAAGGCCCUAGCCCAAGACACCUUCCCAGUGUGCAGGAGGGACCUGUGUGCGCUGCCCAUGGAGAUCCGACGCACUUUACCCCAGGAUAUCCGGGAGCUGCUGCACUGCCUGAAGAUGAGGAGCAAGUACGCCGUCCUGCUGGUCUUCGUCAUCAGCCUCGUCAUCAUCGAGAAGGAGAACAACUUCAUCUCCAGGGUGUCGGACAAGCUGAAGCAGUCCCCGCAGGCACUGGCAGAGGCCAACAGCACCGAGGGCAGCCCAGCAGCGGCCAAGAACGGCUCGCUGGCCUCGCUGCAGGAGCUGGACGCCGCCUUCUCCCAGCUGAGGUCGCAGCUGUACAACAUCACCCUGCAGCUGGCAGGUGACGGGGACCCCGGGCCACGGCGGCACGUCCUGCUGAUGGCCACCACCCGCACUGGCUCCUCCUUCGUCGGGGAGUUCUUCAACCAGCAGGGCAGCAUCUUCUACCUCUUUGAGCCCCUUUGGCACGUCGAGAAGACGGUGACCUUCCUGCCGGGAGGAGCCAGCGCGGUGGGCUCAGCCUUGGUUUACCGAGAUGUCCUCAAGCAGCUCCUCCUCUGCGACCUCUACAUCCUAGAGAACUUCAUCUCACCGGUGCCUGAGGAUCACCUGACGCCCUUCUUGUUCCGGCGGGGCUCCAGCCACUCGCUGUGCGAGGAGCCCGUCUGCACGCCCAGCACCAAGAAGGUCUUUGAGAAGUACUACUGCAAGAACCGCCGCUGCGGCCCCCUCAACAUCACGCUGGCGGCCGAGGCGUGCCGGCGCAAGCAGCACGUGGCCCUGAAGACGGUGCGCAUCCGGCAGCUGGAGUUCCUGCAGCCGCUGGUGGAGGACCCUCGGCUGGACCUGCGCAUCAUCCAGCUGGUGCGGGACCCCCGCGCCGUCCUGGCCUCACGCAUGGUGGCCUUCUCUGGCAAGUACGAGACCUGGAAGAAGUGGGCGUCCGAAGGGGAGGCUCCCCUGCGCGAGGAGGAGGUGCAGCGGCUGCGGGGCAACUGCGAGAGCAUCCGAGUGUCGGCAGAGCUGGGGCUGCGGCGGCCGGGCUGGCUGCGGGGCCGCUACAUGCUGGUGCGCUACGAGGACGUGGCGCGGGCGCCGCUGCAGAAGGCCCGGGAGAUGUUCCGCUUCGCCGGGCUGCCCCUCACCCCGCAGGUGGAGGAAUGGAUCGGCAAAAACACUCAGGCUCCCCACGACGGCAACGGCGUCUACUCCACGUGCAAGAACUCCUCGGAGCAGUUCGACAAGUGGAGGUUCAGCAUGCCCUUCAAGCUGGCGCAGGUGGUGCAGGACGCCUGCGCCCCAGCCAUGCAGCUCUUUGGCUACAAGCUGGCCAGCAGCCCCGUGGCGCUGGCAAACCGCUCCUUCAGCCUGCUGGAGGAGGCACAGCCCGCCUGGGUCACGUAGAGGCACUUGGAGAUGGCGGCGGGGCGGAACGAGGGGCUGUGGCCGUGCUCCCGGCCGGUCCGGAGGCGACCUGAGGGUCCCUGCUCCCGAAAAUGCUCCUCGCUGCUGCCAGAUGGCAGCCCCAGGAGCCGGAGCGUCCUGGCAGAGCUGGCCCCAGGGUCCUGCAGAGCCUGAAUUUCACAGUUUCUCCGGGAAUGGGGAAAUGGUAAGGGUGAGGGGCGGUGGGGUCGGCAGCAGGGCCGCCUCCCCAGCUCGGGAGCUGCGCUGAGGAAGGGGAGGGUGACGACAAGCAGAGGGGGACAGGACCAAGCACCUCUGCCUUGCCACCCCCCGUGCCAGCUGGGAUGGGGCAAGGACAAAACCCCUGUGGUGCCAGCAAGCACCCAGACCGCAGAGACCUUCUUGGUUUAGUGCCUUCAUACACCAGCACAGACUGGAAACUGCCCACAGAGCCCUGGAUGGCAUUUGGGCUACAACAAAAUGAGGUGACUAUGGUUUGGUGCUCUUCAAACUUGGUUUUGGAGGUUUGGAUUUUUUUUUUUGAUUUUUUUUUUUUCCUGUGUAUUUGCAUACCAGGUGGAUUUAUUUAUUUAUUAUGUGAAAAGGGUGGGGAAGCUGGUCAAGGAGCUAAGCCCAAAAAUCAGCACAAAGGGAGACACCCAGAACAGAGGUCACAUUUCAGCUGGAGACCACCACGUGUCCUCCUGUAUGAUCUUGGGAGAGCCCCCAGGCACUGACGGGGCUUUAAUCCUCCCCAGCCGCCGUGCAGCAGCGACUGCGAACUUGGCAGUGCUGAAAGACUUACCUGAUUAAAAAGAAAACAACCAGCACAGGGUCCAAAGCAUCUCCUGUCCCCUUAGUACUGGUGGGUGUCCCCUGUCCCGGGGGGAGCCCCAGAAAUACGUGCUAACAGCACUGGUGGGUGGCCAAACCUGGCAGAGGCCCGGGGAGUUUUGGGGUGUUUGCCAUGUGCAGGUGUUGACCCAGUGCUGAGCUGCCCCCUCCAAUUCACAUUUCAUUAAUUAAAAUGCCUAUUUUUA
Messenger RNA from Parus major (Great Tit), 2569 nucleotides. It is a transcript of the gene CHST3, whose product is annotated as carbohydrate sulfotransferase 3. Gene Ontology annotation, biological process: carbohydrate metabolic process; N-acetylglucosamine metabolic process. Lineage: Eukaryota; Metazoa; Chordata; Aves; Passeriformes; Paridae. The transcript has 3 exons. Gene Ontology annotation, molecular function: N-acetylglucosamine 6-O-sulfotransferase activity; chondroitin 6-sulfotransferase activity. The coding region runs from base 162 to 1529 and encodes 455 amino acids. The record is from RefSeq and is a predicted model, not a curated record. Gene Ontology annotation, cellular component: Golgi membrane.